Molecule: messenger RNA, 3226 nt
Organism: Corvus hawaiiensis (hawaiian crow)
Lineage: Eukaryota; Metazoa; Chordata; Aves; Passeriformes; Corvidae
Product: tumor necrosis factor receptor superfamily member 13C-like
Exons: 3
Coding region: 81-701 (206 amino acids)
Biological process (GO): B cell costimulation; T cell costimulation; positive regulation of T cell proliferation
Cellular component (GO): external side of plasma membrane
Molecular function (GO): signaling receptor activity
Source: RefSeq, a predicted model, not a curated record
UUGACAGACUGUAUCUCCCUCUGCCACGGGGCCCAGGGCGCUGCGAUUUCACACUCCAGCGGCCCCAGCACUGCUACGCCAUGCAAGAGCUGGGCUCUCACUCCCACUCUGCCAUGUCCUCAUCAGGAAAAGCUGCCGUUGCCCCCUCCUGCCUCUCCUUCGAGUGCUUUGACACCCUGACCAAGUCGUGCAUCAAGUGCUCCGAGCUGUUCAAGGACAACACAACAGAGCCUACCCUGGCACCCACGCUGACCAGCACCUUCCUGAUCUUUGGGGUCCUGGUGGUGGUGGGGCUCAUCCUGGUUCUGGCUGCACUCUGUGGCUUCCUGGCCUGCAAGGUGGGAAAGUGGAGAAGAAAGAGGAAGGCGGCAGAUGAAGAGGACAAAGAAAAAGUGAGCAUUGCCAGUCGCCUGCCUGGCCAGGACCCUGCCAUACCAGAGGGAGAUGGUGCCCUGAAGCCAGCCCCAUGCCUGCAUCUUGAUGGGAGCCUGAAGAUGCCGGGGCCACCCAGGAAAGCCAGGGCAAAGCAGAGGCCAUGCUGCCAGGGCAAUGCUGAUGGUGACAUUGUUCUGCUCUCCACCAUGUACCCCCGGCCUGAGGAACGCAACCACAACUUCCCAUUGCCCGCCACUGAGCUGGGGGCCACAGCGCUGGUCACCACCAAAACCACCCAGAAUUGCCCCAGAGAGGAGAGAGUCUGAGGGUAAGGGGAAUGGGCUGGAGUGCCCUGGCCAAUCCCUGUGGACACGGACAGCCUGCUCCUGGGACUAGUGAAGCCUUCCACGGGUAUGAGCUCUCUGAGAACCAGCUUUUGCCUUUAGCAAGACCAGCCUUUUAAGAUGACUGUCAUUUUUGUGCUGAGUCCCAAGCUACACCUGUAAAUGCUGGAGGAAGCCAAAGUGGAUCAUGCUGAGUUACAACGAGCUGUUGACAGCUGCCAUGGCUGAACCAUUGGGAGGAGGCAGAGGAGACGCAGCUGGUGAGGAUGGAGUGUGGCAGGGACUGCUGUGCCAUUUGCAGCGACAGGUCUACUGCUGGAUGGGCAAUUCCUGGGAACAUGGGGCUGGAACAGCAGAAACUACAGGAGAAAAGGAAGCAGGGAUUUACUUUAGGACCAAAUCCCACACAGCAGUAGCUCGAUUUUUGCUACUGACCUCAAUAAAAGGAGACUUGGGGCCAUAUGGAGUAAGGCACACCCAGCAUCUACUCCAUUUACAGUCCUGCCGCCCCAUCUUCUGCACUCUGUGACACCCAGGUCUCUCUGCCCUCUGGGCUCUCUCACACAGGGGCAGGCAUCCAUCAGCACUCAUGGGAAGCCUCUCCAUAGACGGGUACAGGAAAAAAGUUUGUCUUCCCAAGCAGUGAAGAGGGGAAAAAAUCUGUCCUUGCUCUGACCUACAGUCCCUGAAGUUAGGGAGGACCAGGGGCAGGCAAUGGAGACAGCUAAUCUAGAGGAGCUCCCUGAACUUGUCAUUACAGCCCCAGACAACCGUCACUUCAGCUCACUGUCGCUGCAGAAAUACCGUGUGUCACUUGGGAUGGAUGCUUCCACGCUGCACAAAAGCAGUCAGGGAGUGAUGUGAGUGUAGGCAGGAUGACUGAAUUUAUGAGUGUCCUCAAGGCUUUGCCUGCGUGCCAGAGCUGGCCAGCGUUGCUGAUCCCAGGCACUUCCCCAUACACGGAUUUCUUCACCUGCCUGUAAGUGGCUUUACUGCACAUGAAGGGCUCUGUUUGGGAAAUGAACUCGUCAGUGUGGGAUUACUGAUUCUGAAUAAUUACAGCAACUGAUCCCCCCUGGCUGAACAGAGACUGGCUUGGGUGAGAAGCCCCUAGAGAAGGUGAUUGGUCACUUAGAAGUGCUUUGGGGGGUUAUUUACAUGAAGCACUAUCUGUGGGUCUGCUCUUCCUUAGGUGAGGUGGCUUCCUCAUCCGGGAGGCUUUGGACACUGAACAGGACUGGCCAAGCAAGGUGGGGGGGCACUGACACCAGGCAUUAAUGGGCCACCGAGUGCCAUAUGCCCAGUAGGGUCAGCUUGAGGCACUGUGUUGAGGGGAUGUCCCUCUGAUGAUGGUAAAGUGACUCCCUGCCCAAGCCUGAGUUCUCUCUGGGGCUGCAGGACAGAUGCUACUGCUGAAGGGUGACCACCUCUCUUCUCCCCUGUCUGUGGCACUAGAGGCAGACUCAUGGCAUCUGUCCCAUAAUGGCAGCCACAGGCGCUGCUACAGGUGCCAAGGCCACAAUUCCUCAUCACAAUUCCUCUCCCAGACCUUAACACACUGGCAGAGGUGAACCCUCAUCUGUCUGAGGCUCCGCAUGAUCCAGGAUGGGAUGGAUCCCCAUCUCAGCCUUGGGGCUGAGGAUGGUGGAAGAGGUAGUCCAUGCGCCCAGGGACUGUCGCCUGGGGCUCCAGACACCUGUGGCAGAAGCUGUGGAAGCUCAAGGGCUGGGGUCCCAGUUACCCACAACAGCCAUGCUGCCCUUUGCAGAUGGGGUAUUGCCACAGCAUGAAUCAGAUAUCUCCUCAUCCUCAUGCUCAUCACCCAACCUUGUGAAGUAACUUCAAACAACCUUUGUGUAUCUGGAGUGGGGAAAAGAGCCAAAGCCAGGUCGGGGGAUGUUGUGUCACUAGAAAAAGGACAGCUUGUAGAAGACAGAGCAACGUGUUUCAGGGAAGAUGGGGGCAAGAGGGAAAUGGAGCAGAACUGUCAGGAGCCACCUCUACUUCCCGCCCAAUGACAGCAGCAGCCCAGCCCUGUAGAUGCACUGCCCACCCCAGACGGUCUGGGAAUUUGAAAAAGGAACACCCAUAAAAAUUCUAUUGAAAAAGCCCCUCUUUAUGCUCAGGUAAGGACUUCUGCUCUCAUUUCUGCUGGAGCUUAAGCCAGGCAUCUCCCUAUAUGGGAUGCCACCACCAUUUGCAGUGUGCAGAGUGGCAAUUUGAUCCACACUGUAUUCCUCGACCAGUGAGUGCCCCUUGGAUCCUCUCUCUGCUACAGCAUGUGAGGUGCCUUCCCCACAUCGUGUCUGCCUGCCAGCUGUGGUGGGGCAGUGCUCCCCUUCUGCCCAAUCUGCCUGGGAGGGAUUUGUUCUGUGCACUUCUCCAUCAUUAUGUGCAGGGCAAAGGGUUGUCCAUCUUGUCUGCAUGGAGAGCCAAGGGAAUAGAGAUGAAAAAUAUGGUAGUAAAAACUAAAUAAAAUGAACCCAUUGUCAAUGCACUCAGAGGUC